GAUAUCUUCUGUAGAAGCCGUCCGAUGUAGACGUCCUGUUGGGCGUAAAGAGGGAAUUCAUCUCUGGCCUUUCACGGACGAAAACCCGGCGAAGUGAUUCAAAGAGGUGCAGCAUUCAUCCUCGUCGCCUGGGGACUUUUUCCCCAAAGAAACAUACUUCUCGUUGUGUUUUGUCCGUUGUCAUUAGACUCAAGGAGAACACGAGCGACCAUGAGCCCGAGAAUCUUUCUUGCGGUCCAUUCGCCAGCAUGUGAUGGCCUCGUCGCUGUCAGGUCAGCCUUUAUCUGAACGGCGUCUAUGGUUAUCUAUGAGUCCAGUGCACGAUGGAACUGCGAUUUGGCUGGAGCAUAAAUUUGACGUUCCUGUCUCGCGGACGCGUGACUCGCAGAAUACCUUCUCCAUCCCUGCAAUACCCAAGGCUCAUCGCUCGACGUCACGCGGAUCUCUUGAUUUUAUUAUUUUUGAACGGACGCCUCUCGAUGACAUAGAAAAUGAUAUCGAAAAAAAGUACCGCAUACUGGACGAUUGUCCACGUGUACGUGACAUUAUCAAGAAUCUUCCUGCUGCGGAACACUUACGAUUCACUCCAAUUCUGGUGGUUCUGCAAUCGUCAGUGGAGGAGGACCCUGUGCAGGUCAAAAAAUGGGUUAAUCAGGGUGUUCUACGGGAUGGUUCCAGCAUCACGAUACCGUCGACGACAACAGAUUUGGACAGCAAGUUCCAAGAGUCCCUAGGGACUGUGCAGUUCGAUCUGAGUGAUCGGCAUACAGUGACUAUCGGAUGGAGAGAUUUGGUCAAUAACUUCACUGUUCCAUAUGCUGCUGCUGUCGCGGAUCGGCUGGACUCAUGUUGGGUUGACCAGAAGUUGGAUGGAUAUCGACAUGGCGAAAUCGUCAAGGAGCUUCAGGAGGAAGUCGCGCAUUCCAUUUUGAAGGCGAUUGGUCGUGCCAUGGCACCGGCGUCAACAGAUUUCGAAUUGGCGGCUUCAAUAGGCAAAGAUCCAAUCCUUUCUUUGACGAGAUUAUUGAAGAACCUGUGAAUGUCGCGGAGCAGACAGUUGGACUGCAUUCAACUUCCCGCCGCUUGCUACCCAAGGCCCGGCUGGCAGAUGCUGUUGAACAGCUAGAUUCGG
This is a messenger RNA of Laetiporus sulphureus 93-53, 1132 nucleotides long. RefSeq lists its product as uncharacterized. The coding region runs from base 254 to 1039 and encodes 261 amino acids. Lineage: Eukaryota; Fungi; Basidiomycota; Agaricomycetes; Polyporales; Laetiporaceae. The transcript has 6 exons. The record is from RefSeq and is a predicted model, not a curated record.